GCUCCUAGGGAUGAACCCCUAUUUGACAUGAUCAUUACUUCUACCUUGGGGGCACUUUGGCCAAUUGGACAGUCAAGCUUGUCUCUGCUUCAUUCAUCCAUGAGUAGGAUAAAUCAGCUUUCUAGUAGCUCAGCUUGUGGCUACAUGAAAGGAGGGAGUAACAAGCUCUUUUAUAUUCUUUGAAAUAUUUGCUACCAUGCUAAUUAGUUUUCCCAGUCUUUACAAUUCAGGGGGUUCUUUGGUUGAUUUCUGGAUCUGGUUUUGGGAGUCUCGUCUGGGUUUUCGAGAGUAGUAAAGGGAGAUUUUGUGGAGCUUCCAGAUGAGUCAUCGGAGACUUAGCAUCUUCUGGGUUUUAUUCUCUUAGGUAAUUUCUGAACAGAUGAAUUUUUGGGGAAGAGCCAUGAGGGAGAAGAAGGGAGCUUGAUCCCGUGGGUGGGAUCCCUCCUUUCGGACCUUAAUCUGCUUUUUUUUAAAGAAAUUUCGCCUUGUUUGAUUGUGAUUGCAGUAGAUUUUUGCUGUAUUGAAAUUGUAUUAAAUGAUGAAAUUGGGA
This is a messenger RNA of Rubroshorea leprosula, 550 nucleotides long. The record is from the annotation of a GenBank genome assembly. NCBI's taxonomy places the organism in Eukaryota, Viridiplantae, Streptophyta, Magnoliopsida, Malvales, Dipterocarpaceae.